UGGAGGAACCUGAGGCGCGGGGCCGGAGCCGCCAGGAGUCCGGACGGCGGCGGGCCCGAGGACAGGCGUGCCCAGAGUGGUCGCGCGUGCGUCGGCCGCCGCCCCUCGGCCUUUCUCUUCGCCGGUCCCCUCCCUCUCCGCCGGGACGCGGGAGAGCCCGGCGCGCGGCGGGGGCGCGAGGUGGAGCCGGCGGGGGCGGCCAAUGCGAAACUGGCUGGUGCUGCUGUGCCCGUGUGUGCUCGGGGCCGCGCUGCACCUCUGGCUGCGGCUGCGCUCCCCGCCGUCCGCCCGCGCCUCCGGGGCCGGCCCCGCAGAUCAAUUGGCCUUAUUUCCUCCGUGGAAAUCUAGUCACUAUGAUGUCGUAGUUGGUGUGUUGUCAGCUCGCCAUAACCAUGAACUUCGAAAUGUGAUAAGAAGCACCUGGCUGAAGCAUCUAAUGCAACAUCCAUCGUUAAGGCAACGUGUGCUUGUCAAGUUCAUAAUAGGUGCUCGUGGCUGCGAGGUGCCCGUGGAAGACAGGGAAGACCCUUACUCCUGCCGACUGCUCAACAUCACGAAUCCAGUUUUGAACCAGGAAAUCGAGGCAUUCAGUCUUUCUGAGGACACCUCAUCAGGAAUUUCUGAGGACCAGGUUGUCAGCGUGACCUUCCGAGUCCUCUACCCGAUUGUUAUUACCAGUCUUGGGGUGUUUUAUGACGCCAGCGAUGUGGGUUUCCAGAGGAACAUCACUGUCAAGCUUUAUCAGGCAGAACAAGAGGAGGCCCUCUUCGUGGCCCGUUUUAGUCCUCCGAGCUGUGGUGUGCAGGUGAACAAGCUGUGGUACAAGCCUGUGGAGCAGUUCAUCUUGCCCGAGAGCUUUGAAGGUACAAUCGUGUGGGAGAGCCAAGACCUCCAGGGCCUCGUGUCAAGAAAUCUGCACAAAGUGACAGUAAAUGAUGGCGGGGGAGUUCUCAGAGUCAUGACGGCUGGGGAGGGCGCCUUGCCUCACGGAUUCAUGGAAGGUGUGGAGGGAGUCGCAGGUGGUUUUAUUUACACUAUUCAGGAAGGUGAUGCUCUCUUACAAAACCUUCAUUCUCGCCCUCGAAGACUCCUUGACCAUAUGAGUAAUCUCCACAGGGAAGAUGCCUUACUGAGGGAGGAAAGCAGCGUCUACGACGAUAUCGUUUUUGUGGACGUUGUUGACACUUACCGAAACGUUCCUGCAAAAUUACUGAACUUCUAUAGAUGGACUGUGGAAACAACCAGCUUUGAUUUGUUGCUAAAAACAGACGACGACUGUUACAUAGACUUAGAAGCUGUGUUUAAUAGAAUUGCCCACAAGAAUCUGGACGGGCCUAAUUUUUGGUGGGGAAAUUUCAGACUGAACUGGGCAGUUGACCGAACCGGCAAGUGGCAGGAGCUGGAAUACCCCAGCCCCGCCUACCCGGCCUUCGCCUGCGGCUCGGGGUACGUGAUCUCCGGGGACAUCGUCCACUGGCUGGCCAGCAAUGCGGGCAGACUGAAGACCUAUCAGGGUGAAGACGUGAGCAUGGGCAUCUGGAUGGCUGCCAUAGGGCCCGCACGGUACCAGGACGGCCUGUGGCUGUGUGAGAAGACGUGCGAGACGGGAAUGUUGUCCUCACCCCAGUACUCCCCGCAGGAACUGACCCAGCUGUGGAGGCUGAAGGAAGCGUGUGGAGACCCCUGUCAGUGCGAAGCGGCCGGAGGAGGGUCGUAACUCGCGGUGUGUGAGGCUGAGGGUGUGUGCAAGCGAGAGUCUGAGGAGAGCCUACGGUUGGGCUGUCGAUUCCAUGUGUCUUUCGGGAUUGUUCUAGGUUGGCACUUUUUACCUGUAACCAAUGUGAUAUUUCUAGACGUGUGCACAAAAUUUCCUUUUUAAAAACCGACUGCUACUGUAGCAUAAGAAAAAUUUUAUUUCUGUAUUGGAAGAACAUUUGAGAAAUACCAAAUUGUUUUAUAAAACAAAAAAGUUUCUAAAA
Messenger RNA from Panthera uncia (snow leopard), 1979 nucleotides. It is a transcript of the gene B3GALNT2, whose product is annotated as beta-1,3-N-acetylgalactosaminyltransferase 2. Gene Ontology annotation, cellular component: membrane. Gene Ontology annotation, molecular function: hexosyltransferase activity. The transcript has 12 exons. NCBI's taxonomy places the organism in Eukaryota, Metazoa, Chordata, Mammalia, Carnivora, Felidae. The coding region runs from base 203 to 1717 and encodes 504 amino acids. The record is from RefSeq and is a predicted model, not a curated record.